Penaeus monodon (black tiger shrimp) is the source of this 1323-nucleotide messenger RNA. RefSeq names its product UDP-glucosyltransferase 2-like. NCBI's taxonomy places the organism in Eukaryota, Metazoa, Arthropoda, Malacostraca, Decapoda, Penaeidae. Gene Ontology annotation, molecular function: UDP-glycosyltransferase activity. The record is from RefSeq and is a predicted model, not a curated record.
CUGGUUUCCCCGUCUGGGUGGUUGUGGAGGGCGAGCGCCACAGAUAGGUUGACGAGCGGGCUAGGCAGUAGGUUGCUGGUUGCGUCCAGGACGACCGCGGGUUAGUGGGCAGCACAUAUCCACCUGGUCCAUGCCCGCGCCUCCUCCCCUUAUCUCACACACCGCUGCCACGCCGCCUCUGAUUACACUGCUCCCCGCCAUUCUGCUCCCCACAGCCGCCCUGACCUCACCUCACUCACGACACUGAGUCUCCACGUGACUCUCGUGCCGCCCGCGCCCCCACACUCGCACUCCGCCCGUUUAAACCGCUCGCGGCAUCACCCUUGACAGUGCGGCCCGCAGUGACAUGUCCCCCUCCGUGUUCCACCUUAAUUGUGCCGGAUCGUCUACGUGACCUGCCAUUCUCGCGACUUAGAAAAGUUUUCGCCUCGCGCAAGUUGUGCAUGUUAACUACCUGUUGUAUCUUUGCAUUACGUGCGGAUAAGUUAAUUUGUGUUUGAGCAAUGAAGGUCACAUGGUUCACGUUGACAGUGGUGGCCCUCCUGAUGUUAUGGUUUCCUGGACCUCCAACGACUUCGGCGGCCAAUGUUCUUAUGUUGACUCCGAUCGGUUCCCGGUCAGUUCGACAGUUGUUCUCGACGUUGGCGCGGGGACUCGUGGACAGAGGACACCAUGUCACGAUCGUGUCCUGCGGUGAACCUGUGCCUCAUCACCCUAACGUGACCCACGUGCUCACGCCUCACUCCGCCCUCGACCAGAUGGAUCUCUUCGAGGUGCGCGAGAGUGGGGCCGUUUUUAAGCUGUGGAUGAAGGCCUUUCCUGCCGUGGCUCGAGAGAUGUACACCGACAGGAAGGUUAUGGAACUGUGGCACCAUAGGACUGAUUUUGACGCCAUCAUAGUCAACAGCGCUGCUAACGAGAUGGCGUUCCCCUUCCUUCUCGACAUCAAGGUGCCCUUCAUCACUCUGGCUCCCACUGGAACGGAGCCGCUACAACUGGCCUACCUCGGAAACUUCGUGUCGCCGGCUGCUCUGCCGUCAGUAGUUGUACAUUAUGACGACACACUCUCUCUAUGGGAGCGCCUCGUCAAUACCCUGGCGACGGUAGCUAUCAGGUAUUCUUUCCGGCGAACCGUCGGAUACCCCCUUGCGAAUGCCCUUCGAGAAUUCUUCCCUAAUCUUCCGGAUCCUUUUGAAAUCUAUCCGAACCAGUCUCUCUCGCUGCUGAACCGCCACCACCUCCUCGACGGGGCGAUCCCUCUGCUGCCUAACCAAGUGGAGGUCGGGUGCAUGAACUGUCAGCCUGCCCGUCCGCUACCUGAGG